Messenger RNA from Monoraphidium neglectum, 3264 nucleotides. RefSeq lists its product as hypothetical. NCBI's taxonomy places the organism in Eukaryota, Viridiplantae, Chlorophyta, Chlorophyceae, Sphaeropleales, Selenastraceae. The record is from RefSeq and is a predicted model, not a curated record. Bases 1 to 3264 code for a protein of 1087 amino acids. Gene Ontology annotation, biological process: regulation of mitochondrial mRNA stability; mitochondrial RNA processing; chloroplast rRNA processing. Gene Ontology annotation, cellular component: mitochondrial matrix; ribonucleoprotein granule. The transcript has 4 exons. Gene Ontology annotation, molecular function: RNA binding.
AUGCCGCUUCCGCACACGACGCUGCUCCCCAGGGCCCCACCGGCGGCAGUUAGGACAGCCCCCAGUGCUUGGGCACUAGACAGGGCGCAAAUUAGCAGUGGCAGUCAGCGGGUAGAUGCGGCUUCGGCAGUGCCCGCGCCGGUCUCUGACGCGUCGGGUGGCGAGGGCGAUGACGCUGCUGGCAGCCACUUGCGGGAGCCUUGGCCGCACGAACAGCCGCCGCGCAAGCCACAGGCGCGACUGUACCAGCCGCGGAGCGACACCUCAGAGCGCCACCCGCGGCGGCAGGCGCCCCGGAGCCAGGAGAGCCCCGCAGCCCGCGCGGUGCGCGCCGCCACGUCGUGGCGGCACUUGCUGCCGCCGGCGUCUGACCUGCGCGCCAUGUCUGACCCUGGGCUCCUCAGCUUCACACUGCUGCGUGCAUUGCGCCUCGGCCCGGGGCGCGGCGCGGGGCGCGGGGACAUCGAGCAGCACGGCGCAUUCGUGGCGCACCUGCUAGAACUCUGCGCCAGGGUGAUGCGCAAGGCGGCGCGGCGCAGCGGGGUGGCGUCGUCGGCGACGCCCUCAGAGGCGGCGACCACACAGGUGCCACCGGCUGGCGGAGGGCAGCUCAUCUCUGGCAGACACAGUAACCCUGACAGCAGCGACGUUUGGGGCGACGGUAGCAGCAGCAGUGGUGGCAGCGACGGCGGCAGCAGCAGCAUCAACGGGGACAGCAGCGUCGGCGGCAGUGCCCAUGGUGACGACAGUAGCAGCGCUAGUGGCGGUGGUAGCAGUGGUGACACGGACAGCAUUGAUGUGCGCAGCGUCGGCGUGAAUGUGGCGCCUGCUGCCAGGUCGUCCGCGGGCUUCGCGCCCUACCAGGUGUCAGGGAUGAUGUGGCAGCUGUCGCGCUCAGGAGUGGCGCCGGGGCGGCGAUUUGAGCGGGAGCUUUGGGCCAGCACGGCGGCGCAGCUGGCGGCGGGGGUGUGGGGUGCGCAGGACCUCUCCAAGCUUGCGUUUGCCCUUGCCCGACUGAGGGCGGGUGCGACGGCGCCCUACUCGUGGCGGCGGCUGUUCCUGGAUGCCUGGGCUGUGGCUGGGCGCGGCGCGGACCCGCAGCAGGCAUCAGGAUUCCUCUGGGGCGUCUCGGAGCUCGGGUGGCGCGUGGCGCCAGGCUGGCUGGCCCAGGCGCGCGGCGCGGCGACGGCGGUGCUGCCCAGCUGCGGCGCGCGGGACACCGCGUGGCUGCUGGCUGGGCUGGCGGCGCUGGGCGAGCGGGUGGCGGUGGGCAGUGGAGAUGCUGAGCAGGAAGCACAGGAUGGGCGGGGCGGCGAAAGUGCAGGCGUUGGCGGCGAGAGUGCAGGCAUCAUCGGCGGCGAGGGCGGUGCAGGGCACAUGGAAUGGCCUAUCGACCGCCAGCACAGCAACUCCCGGGCACAGCCUCUGGCAUUGCCUCUGUCUAAGCAGCAGCAGCAGCAGCAGCAGCAGCAGCAGCAGCAGCAGCAGCCGCAGCAGCCGCAGCAGCAUCAGCAACAUUCCCUGCCACCACUCUUUGGCAUCCAGGCGACACGGCCAGAUUGUUCUCUGCCGCUUGCAGUCAACUCAGCGCUGCUGCGGACGCUGCCGGCGAUGGACCCGCAGCAGCUCGCGCUCACAGCCGGCGCCCUGGCGCGCAUGCAGGGGCUUGCCAACAGCAUCGGCGGUAUCGGCGGGGAUCACUCUGAGGUGGUGCGCAUGCUGCUGGAUCAUGCCGGCGAGCAGAUGGGCUCCUUCAGCUUUGGUCAGCUGUCAGACCUGCUCUGGGCUGUGGCCCGGCUGCACGCAGCCACGCAGCGGCGGCAGCAGCUGCUGCCACCAGACGGCUGGGCUGACGCGGCUGUCAACCAGCUUCAGGCGCAGCUGCCCACGUGCCGUGCCGGGGAGAUGGCCACGGCGCUGUGGGCGAUUGGAACGCUGGGAUGGAAGGGCCAGCGGGCGCAAGUGGCUGCGCGGCUGCUGUGGCGGAGCGAGCGGCUGCUGGACGAGAUGGGCCCGGGCGACCUCGCCAAAACGGCCAUGGGCCUGGCGCGCCUUGGCAUGCGGCCGCCGCAAGUGUGGCUGUUCCACUUCCUGCGCGCCACGGAGGGCAAGCUGGCGGAGGGGAGCCCCCAGGCACUGAGCAACACGGCCUGGGCACUCGCGUCGCUGGGGGCACGGCCCUCAGAGCGGUGGCUAGACGGCCUCUGCGCAGCGGUGACGCAGCCGGCGACACUGAAGCGGUUCAGCGCCAAGGAGAUGGGGUUGCUGCUGUUUGCCUUGGGCAAGUGGCGCCACGUGCCGCGCGACGCUGCGCAGUGGCGCACUUUGCAGGCGCGUCUGCGGGCGGUACUGCGUGGCGCGGGCGGCCGCACGCUCGCACUGGUCGCGCCCGCGCUUGGGCGGCUUCAGCGGCGGCGGGCGCCGGGCGGCGGCGGCAGUGCGGGAGUAGACAGAGAUGACGGCGGCGUGGGCGUGAGCAGCUGGGCCAGCAAGCCUGGCUCUGGCCGAGGCAGUGGCGCCGUGGUCGUGGAGCCGGGCACGGCGUACGUACUCAUGCUGCGCGCUGGAUCGCUUGCUGCCCUGCAGCCGCGCGGCGUGCAGAAUGGUGCAGGGCCGCCGCUGCCGCGGUGUGCGGGCUUUGAGGCGGCAGACCUGGCCGAGGUGGGCAAGGGGCUGGCACUGCUGGCGGUGGAGCCGAACGCGCAGUGGCUCAGCACCUGGCGCGGCGCCGUCGAGCGGGCAGACGCGGCACUGGAUGUGCGGGGCCGGGGGACGCUCGCCUGGGCGACCGCGGUGCUGGAGGGGCGUGCAAGCGUGGAGGGCUGCGUGACGGGUUACGACUUCAAGAAGCAUGCUGAACGCUCAGCCUGGUGGAUCAUUGUCUCGGGCCGCGGCGAUCGCGACGGCGCACCUGUCGAGACCGCUGCUGUUGAGACUGUGCCUGAGAAGCCCGAUCACCAGGAGGCUGGCAGCAACGGCAACGGCGCCACAGCUCAGGCGGCAGCAGUGGAGGCCACCCCAGCCACAGAGGCCGGCAAGAAGGACGACAAGCAGGCAUGGGACCCGGCGGCUUGGCGCAUGGACCCCGCAGCACUAGCGCCCCUGGAGUUCAAGCCCCUGGACGGCGGCGAGCUCAUGUGGUCGCGGUUCAAGCUGGCGUUUGCGCUGCCGUGGCGGCGCUUCAAGAAGGGCUCUGUGCUGGCCUUCAAGGUUGGGUGGGCCAAGCUGCAGGAGAUCCGGCGCUACGUGGAGCUAUUCAGGUGA